Molecule: messenger RNA, 1545 nt
Organism: Sceloporus undulatus (fence lizard)
Lineage: Eukaryota; Metazoa; Chordata; Lepidosauria; Squamata; Phrynosomatidae
Gene: MRPL37
Product: mitochondrial ribosomal protein L37
Exons: 7
Coding region: 131-1432 (433 amino acids)
Biological process (GO): translation
Cellular component (GO): ribosome; mitochondrion
Molecular function (GO): structural constituent of ribosome
Source: RefSeq, a predicted model, not a curated record
CCCGCCCCUUUACCCGCCAUGCUUUGGGCCAGGAGCGGAGUCAAAAUGGCGGCGGCCACUCUGGCCAGGGAAGGUUGAGGCCUCUGCUGCUGCUGCCGCCGCGGUGACAUCGAGGAGGAAAGUGGCGACGAUGCUGGCGUUGCGGCGAUGGCCCCGGCGGGCGCUGUGGGAGCCUCCUCGCCGGGCGAAGUCCCUCUACGGCCCUCGGGUCCCCCGCGGCCCGCUCCCUCGCACUCCCUGGACAGUGCGGGGCCCUCCCCCGGGCGCCCCUUUGCCCUGGUACCUACGGAAGCCGCCGCCGGUGAGAGAGCAGGUGCCCGAGCUGGACGUGGUCACCUACGAGGGGAAGCUGCACCGCGUGCCCUGGCUGGCCAAGCCCUCCUUCCCCGUCUGGGAGCGAGGCUGGCACGACCCUCACAGGCCCCGCUGCCCGCCGCAGGAGGAGAUGCCCGCCUACAAGGAGAGGCCCUGCUUCAUCUGCCACCGAGGGACCCGCCUCCAGGAAGGUGUAAAACAGGCAUUGUGGCUUACCAAGACAAAACUAGUAGAAGGCUUACCCCCUCAGAUACUUAGCAUAAUGAAUGACACAGCUCAUGAAUGGGAAGGCCAGAAUGAGAGAGUCCAAAAUGCCAUCUCUCGUGCGCUUUUUUGGGUUAGCACUGAGGAACUUACACCAGAAGAAGUCAACUACUCUGUGCUUCUAGAAGAUUUACUUCACUUGUGCAGGAUGGCGACUACCAGAUAUCCCUUGCUGACUAAAAGAAUGGUGGCCCAAGACUACCGAGUAGCAGCUACAUGGGAACGAGAAUCCAUUCUUCUUCAGGUUCGUGGUAGCCUUGGAAAGAUUUUGAAUGCAAUGAGUCCUCUACAACCUGUAGCUUCCAAAGAUGAAAUAUUAGCCACUGAAAAACACACUUUAGAAACCUUCUAUCCUAUUGCACCUACAAUCGACCUCCAAGAAGUGAAUGUAUAUGAGACAAAGACUGACACAGGUUUUCGGGAAGGUUACCCAUAUCCUCAUCCUCAUACUAUAUACUUUGCUCCACGUUGCAUUAAAUCUAAAAUUAAACCAGAACAUCUCCAGGCCAGAAUGAUGAUGUUUGCUUUUGGAAGUGCUUUGGCCAAGGCUAAAGGGCUCUAUGGGGAUGAACCCAGAAUCUUGGAUAAACCCAUUGUUGUGCAGAGUGUUGGUACUGAUGGACAGUGUUUUCAGUUCUUGGUAUUCCAGUUGAAUACAACAGAUCUAGACUCUUGCAAUGGUAUCAAAAACCUGGUCUGGAUUGAUGGAGAUCAGCUUCUUUAUGAGGAUGCCAGGAGUCGUCCGGAAAUCAAGAAAAAGGUGGUUGUGAAGCCUGCGGGAAUACAUGGCUAUCAGCCAGAAACAUUCAAGAAGUUCCUGGCGUUCUACUUACAUGGCGCAUUGUGUGAAUAGACCACUGAAGGUGCAGAAUUUAACAUGUUUUUGCCACAUUUCCUUUUGUAAUAUAAAACGUAAACAUUAGAGGCUAUUUAAUAUUUUUAAAUAAACUUUUCUCUAAAAACACA